Messenger RNA from Pseudozyma hubeiensis SY62, 1545 nucleotides. RefSeq lists its product as hypothetical. Lineage: Eukaryota; Fungi; Basidiomycota; Ustilaginomycetes; Ustilaginales; Ustilaginaceae. The record is from RefSeq and is a predicted model, not a curated record. The transcript has a single exon. Gene Ontology annotation, molecular function: zinc ion binding; nucleic acid binding. The coding region runs from base 1 to 1545 and encodes 514 amino acids.
AUGUCAUACCAUCCAUCCCAUGCCGCUGCGCACCAUACCAGCUUCCUCAACGCUGGUAUACCCAUCAACUAUGCUCACAACCACUCUGCCAGCGCCUCGCCUAAUACCAACGCCUCGCUCCUAGCCAGCAACAUGUCAUCCCAUUCCUUCCCCAUGGCCCCUUCUCCAAACAAUGGCACGCCUCAACCACAGCAGCAGCAACAACAGACCCCGCAGCAGGCACAGCAGGUUGCCGUGACGCCCGCCCAGCAGCAAUCACAACCAGGCACUUCAGCACCACCAGGCGUGCCAGAUCAAGAUGGUCUCAUCGCUCCCCCAUCCAUGCCCCUCGAACUCGACUUUGAUAACCUCGAAAGCGCCUCCAACUACAUGCACACCUACGCUCUCUCUCAAGGAUUUGACAUUCGCAUCCAGUGGUCCGCCAACAACCAGACCCGAAUAUGCUGGUCAUGUUAUCGCGGUGGUUUCCCCGAGUCGCUCAACCAAGACGGCACGCCCAACACCAAGAAGCGUCAGAUUCCCAAGGACAAGGAGAGGCGCAAACGCGGAUCGCUCAAGAUCGGGUGUCCCUUUCGUGUGCAAUGCACCAAGAACUGGAAGACGGGAAAGAUGGAGUUGAGGAUCUUGGAAGGAAGGCACAAACAUCAGAUGGAGACCGAUCGAGAGAAUCUACCAAGUCAAGUGCGCAGGAUCAAGAACCAACGCACAGGCCAAGACUCGCCUGGUACGCCCCAGGCGGGCAACGCCGCUGCUAAUGCUGUUGCUCAGGCUGCCAACUUGACCUCAACACCGACACCCGCUCCCGGCUCUAAGGCAAGUGGUUCGAAAGCCUCAGCUUCAAAGGCACGGGCCAACAAUGCAGCUAGGAACGGCACUGCGAAUCGCAACACGCCCGCGACGCAGAGAGCGCCACAGCCAUCGGAUCAAGCCCAAGCUCUGGUCGUCAACGCCGCCGCAGGUCCAUCGGCGCAUCAGCAUCUAAGCCUGCUCGGCACACCCACACCGGUCAACGGCACCUCGACCAUGCUCGACCUCGAUUCGGAUUCCGUGCUGGAGACCACCACCACGCCCAACAAACCAUCGUUCGAACGUCAGAUGCUCAAUCUGCUCGGCGUGUACGAUCGAUCCGACACCGCAUCGCGUUCCAUCAUGGACAACGAGCUGGAAGCCAUGCUUUCACGCGCCGAAUCCAGGCUCGGUGGAUCCGCGAGCAAGAGACGAAAGACUGCGAACGGCAGUGCCGCAGCUAUCAUGGAUGCCAACAGCCUGCCCGUGCUGACGGUGCCCGCGACGGGCGGUGGUGGUGCAGCCAUCGCUUCUCUCGCCAGGACGGCGUGGAACGGCCGUGUCACACCCACGGCGGCGAACGGUGUCGCGUCACCAUUGAGAGCUGCAGCCACGGCGGGAGGAACGCCACAAACACCGUUGUCGCAGUUGGGCACGCAGCAGCAGCAGACAUUACCUCCGAGUUCAGGCAAAGGGUCGGCGAGGUGUAGCAAUUGCAAGGAGUACGGUCACAAUCGACGAAGGUGUCCAUUGGGCUGA